AUGACGUUAUAUCAAAAUGAAAUGCCAAUUAAAAGGAAAAAUGUUACAAGACAUCCUUGGGAAGCAACAAUAAAGGACGAAUUUUCAUCCUACAUGAAAUAUGCACAUAAUUCUGUAAACAAUCCCCAUUAUAGACAAACAAUGCCGAAAACAUCAGAAAAGAAUAUAAAUCUUGUUAAAUUUACUGUAAUUGGUAAUAGGGUUACAGAUGAAUUCAUUUAUUGUGUGAAAUUGGUAAAAGGUGUUUAUAAGUAUAGAAGAAAAUAUUUUGAUGCUCCUACCAUUCGAGGUGUUAAUGGAGUUGAAUGGCCUCAAGUAUGGAAUGACUUAAAAGUUAAAUAUGGUGGAUUAGCUUAUUGCUUGUCGAACCAGGUUGCAGUUCUAAUCAACGAUCAAUUUCUGGGCGGAGAAAAUGAAUUAAAAGAAAUGAUAGAAUCAAAGUAUACAUAUCAUAUAUGCCCUGAUUACUACAAUGAAGCUAUUGCAGAAUUUUCGAAAUACAUCGACAGUUCUUGUAGACCAUGCGUCUAUAUGCACUUUUCAAUAAACUGUGAUCACAUUGGAACCAUGAUAUUUAUGUUGUACUCUGAUAUAGUACCACGAACAUGCGAGAACUUCAUGCGUCUGUGUACAGAAAAGAGAGGCGGCUAUGCCGGAACUCCUGUUCACCGCAUAGUCAAAGAUUGUUGGAUCCAAUGCGGAGGGUUUGGAUUGAAGGACACUCAAUUAGAUUGCGAAAAUUUUAUAGUGCCUCAUGAUCGCCGCGGAGUACUAUGCAUGGCAAAUGAUGGCAGACAUAAGGACUGUUCCACUCAAUUCUUCAUAUUACUGCAACCUGCACCAUGGAUGGAAAAGAAGUACGUAGCGUUCGGACAACUUAUCGACGGAGAACAAACGUUACAAAUAAUUGAGAAUGUUCCAACCUGGUAUGAGUCGCCAACUUGCGAAGUUGUUAUUUACAAAGCUGGUAUUUUAAACCUGGAUUGCCAAGAGAUAGUUGUAUGUAAAGGGAUUCAUGAAUAUAUUCAAGGGCAUAUUGAAAAUCUUUCUGAACUGGGAGAUGUACUGUAUUCGGAUCUGAUUAAAAAAGUAUUUUUGGAGCUAGAAACGAAACAAACUACACAUCAUCUUCAUCAGGAAGAAGAGGAAGAAGAAAAUGCUAACAAAGACUUGAAUAAUAUAAGAGCAACACGAAGAUUUAUAAGAAGAAAAGAAGAUAUAGAUAAACAAAUAGAAGAAAGUGAUACAGACAAUCAACAUUCAUCUACUGUAAGCGAGCAGGAGAACGAAGAGUUCGAUGUAGAACUAUAUGAAUCGGAAAACGAAUAUGAAGCAGAAGUAUCUUUAGAUGCACCUCCAAGUUCACACUCGAAAGUAAAACCAGAAAUACCAUUUUAUAUUCCAUUAACAGACGUGCCUUACCCUGGGGAGAUUGAUUCCACUCAUGACUUAAAAAAAUUCUUGAAAGGCCAUUACUGUCUUGAAGAAGAUUUAAUGACAGAACACCCUAAAAAGAUCGGUAAAGCGCAGGCUUCAUAUGCUUCAGAAAUGAUUGAUUUGGACGAAAUUCAUGACUCCGAUGAUAUUACUUUGAAUUCGCUUGACACAGACGAUGAAGAAGAAAUUCGAAGAUAUAUCAAGUGUAAUGUAGAUCGUGUAAGUUUUGCCGGAGAUAUAGUAAAAAAUAUUGCUAGAGGUGUAGGGAAAUUCAAUAUUUUUGAAGACGCCAGAAAAUCUGAAUUAAUCACCGAUGAAGAGUUGCGAAGAUUCAGACUCGCAUCAACCGAUUGUCGGACCAGGGAUGAACUAGAAAAAUUUGUGCCCUUAAACAUACCCCCGGUAGAAUCAAAGUCUCCCGAAAAUAUUAUAAGAAGUCAAACGGAGUACACGCUACCAGGAUUUUUAGACAAGGCCCUUAUAAGUAAAGGCAGUACAUCAAUAGAAGGUGAAGAAUCAUCGGUCGCUAGGAAAGUGCGAAUAGCUCCGACUGCUUUCACUCUAAAUACUAAACCCAGUCACAUUAGUCGCCGCGCUACGGGCUAUGUGCGUGGCAGCGCGGACUCCGACACCGACGUGCUACGCCGCUCCGUUCUCACGCGUCUCUACGAAGAUGUAACGAUCGAAGAUGAACCUGGGCCCACUUUAAAAGAUUAUAAACCGAUGUCUGAAAUGAGGCAAAGGAACAUAUUGCUAACAUUCUCAACUAAUUUUGGACACAGAAGCAAUGAAAGCACACGAGGUAAACUCCGUCGACCAUCCUUAAAAAUGGAAACACCGUCCUUUGACCAGGUGAUGAAUAUCCAACAUGGCAAAAAACUAGUGCGCAAAGUUUCCUCCGAUUAUGUUAAAACAUUAGACCGAAUUGAACAGCAGUUCGAAAAUUCUAUCCGGAGUAUAGAAUUUGCGAAGAAAAGACCGGCAAUGUCCGUAGCACAAUAUCAAAAGAAAAAUCAGAUGUUUCAAGAAAACCUGAAAGAAACUAAAGAAACAAAUGUUGCUAAGGUAAGUUUAAAUGAAGCGUAG
Messenger RNA from Parnassius mnemosyne (clouded apollo), 2523 nucleotides. Lineage: Eukaryota; Metazoa; Arthropoda; Insecta; Lepidoptera; Papilionidae. The record is from the annotation of a GenBank genome assembly.